CUUCGCAGUCCGCGCCUCGCGCUCCAUCUCCGCCCCGCCCCUCCGGCCCAGACCGGAAAUGAAGUCAGAGAGGGAAACCCCGGCUGGGAGAUUGGUUCCCCAAAGCGGCGCCGGGUGGAGGUGGCUGCGGCAGCGGAUGUGGCCUCAUGGAUGAGUUGGUACACGAUUUAGCCUCGGCCUUGGAGCAGACAUCUGAGCAGAAUAAGCUGGGCGAGCUGUGGGAGGAGAUGGCUCUGAGCCCCCGGCAGCAGAGGCGGCAGCUUCGGAAGCGCCGAGGCCGGAAGCGCCGGUCUGACUUUACUCACCUGGCAGAGCAUGCCUGCUGCUACAGUGAGGCCUCCGAGUCAAGUCUGGAUGAGGCCACCAAGGACUGUCGAGAAGUGGCCCCCAUUACCAACUUCAGUGACUCUGAUGACACAGUGAUGGCCAGACGCCACCCAGCUCUCAACGCCAUAGCUAAGAGUAAGCAACACACUUGGCACGAAUCUGACUCCUUUACGGAAAAUGCACCUUGCCGACCUCUCAGGCGCAGGCGGAAGGUGAAGAGAGUGACAUCAGAGGUGGCCGCCAGCCUUCAGCAGAAGCUGAAGGUGUCAGAUUGGAGCUAUGAGAGAGGCUGCAGGUUCAAGUCAGCCAAGAAGCAGCGACUGUCCCGCUGGAAGGAGAAUGCCCCCUGGACCUCAUCGGGCCACGGGCUCUGUGAAUCGGCAGAAAGCAGGACUCUACUGAGCAAAACGGGAAGGAAAGAAAGGAUGGAGUGUGAAGCUGAUGAGCAGAAACAGGGCUCUGAUGAGAACAUGUCAGAAUGUGAAACUAGCAGUGUGUGUAGCAGCAGUGACACUGGGCUCUUUACCAAUGAUGAAGGACGGCAAGGGGAUGAUGAGCAGAGCGAUUGGUUCUAUGAAGGUGAGUGUGUCCCAGGAUUCACUGUUCCAAAUCUUUUGCCCAAGUGGGCUCCUGAUCACUGCACUGAAGUAGAAAGAAUGGACUCCGGACUGGAUAAACUUUCAGAUUCCACAUUCCUUUUACCUUCUCGGCCAGCUCAAAGAGGAUACCAUGCGCGCUUGCAUCGAUUGCCUGGUGCUGCGGCUCGAUGCCUCAGAAAGGGUCGAAGAAGGCUGCUUGGGAAGGAGACCAGCAUAAGCAGUCUGGGUCCCGAGAGGAUAAGUCAUAUCAUCAGUGACUCCCGGCAGAAAGAAAAGAAUAAAGCGUUGGCUUCUGAUUUUCCCCACAUUUCUGCUUGUGCUCAUCAGUUUAAUCCUCUCUCUCCCCUUUACUCCCUGGACGUUCUUGCUGAUGCUUCUCACCGAAGGUGCUCACCUGCACACUGCUCUGCCAGACAAGCAAGUGUGCACUGGGGACCACCAUGUUCACGUGACAUUAAGAGGAAACGGAAGCCUGUGGCUGCAGCAUCUCUGUCUAGCCCUGGCACAGCAGUCCCUGUGGAUGCGCCGGAGCCAGCCGUGCCAGCAGCUCACGCCCAGAAGCCGGCAGGCGCCGUGUGGCUGGGCAGGCCCUGCGCAGCGGAGAGGGCCGCCGACUCCACUCCAGCUCCGUUCUUCAAAACUCCGCCCGAAAAGACCUCUGGAUGUAGCUAGAGCACCUGGAGCGGCCUGGGUGCUGUUGAAACUUGGUAUUAGGCGGUCUUCAGGACCCCAGUUGACAUUCCUGGUCCUCUCACCACCAGGACCAACUCCUCUUCACACACAGCAGUGGACUCUUUCUCGUCAUACUGGGGGGAGGGGCUUUCUUGAAAAGGGGUGAUCGUCUGUGCUGCUCUGUUACCCACCGUUGAGCUGCAGCUGUCCUCUCAGCGCUGUUGCUUUGUGGCAGCUGUGUCAUUGUUCCCGGAAACUAGGAACCGCUUUUCGUUCCUUCGGUGUAGAGCUCUUGACAGCCUUUGAGGAAAUCCUGGAUUCCUAACGGAGUUGUGUUUGUAUGUGAUAACACUGACCAUUGGGUGUUAGUUCGCUCAGAGUGCCAGUAAGAUAGGUCAGCCUGUUCUCAGUUUGGGACCUCACAGAAGUCACCAGCAGUCGGGCCCCCGGGGGCACGUCUUCUCUUGCCUGAAGAUGGUCUGGUCCACCAGCUGCACUGCACUUGACCUCUCCUCACGUUUUGUGUUCUCUUGAGAGAAGACAUGUGUGCGCACACAGAUCCGUGUAAUGAAGUGAGGAAGGCGGUUUAGGCACAGCCAAUCACCAGUGGAUGAUGUCUUACUGCUUCAUUCCCAGUGGAAACCUUUAUGUCCUAAGCGUGACCUCACUGUUAUUGUUACGUAGGUCAAGCACCUGCCGCAGAAACUCACACUCUGUUCUAAGAACGGCUGCUUGGGGCCAUGCUUCGGGGAGGAAAAAUGUCUUUCUGACAUACCUUUAUAUUUGGUGUGUUUAUGACCGCUCGGCUGCAUGUAGGGUCAUAUGUACAGUCGUGCCUGAAGUAGGAUGCCACUUUGUCAAAAUGAGGAAUAAGUGACUGCCGGGAGCUGCUGGAAAAGAAACCUACGCUUUCUCAAAAGUAUUCUCAGGAGUGUCCGUCGUGAUGGAGCCUGCUUGACAGGAAGCUCUCCUGCUGUACCAACCGGGUGCUUUACUCAGAAGCAGUGGACGCAGCGUGUCGAGCGCUCGCUGCUUUGCUCACCGGAGAGAACUCUUCCCUCCCAUGUGCGCUCACCUGUCUUAGGUAGCAGGUGGGCCAAAGCCUCUGUUCCCCAAAGUGUGCUUGGUCCCUUCCUCCCACACAGAAUAUAAUUAAUGUGUGUUUCCUUUAAAUAUUACAGUUCAUAUUGGUGGAACUCAGCACUUUCUGCAUUACUGAAGUGGGCAGGUGGCUAGUUGCAAAUCUUGUUGGAAAAGAUUUUUCCAAUGAGCAUGGACUGGCCAUGCUAGCUGAACAUGACCAUCACGCGGGAGUGGGGAGGGAGGCUCAGUUGGAGUCAUGGGCUGGAGGCAGUAACACUAAAGCCAUCCAUUCCCCUCAGAAUCAGCCUGGUUCUCCCCCAGAGGCGCCCAUGGGGUUUCAAAGCUGCGCCCUCACGAGCAUGGAGAAGGGGGCACUCUUGAGUUGUCAGGCAUGCAGGAAGGUCUUGUCACAAGCAUUCUCAACUAGUCCCCACAGUGGCCCAUGGCCCAUAUUUCUGACAUUCUUGGUUGGUUUAAGGGAGAGAUCUUUGGACGAUACUUGUUUUCUCCUCGCCAAACAGUGGAGAGUGCAGAAAUUGGCCGCCUGUUAAUAGCCCGUAAAGACUGCCUCAGUGCGGGUGCAGAGGUGUCCAGCGUCUAUGUUACAUGCUGUCUAUUAGUGCUUUCUACCUGCACAUUAAAGUACUUGAUACACA
Molecule: messenger RNA, 3337 nt
Organism: Jaculus jaculus (lesser Egyptian jerboa)
Lineage: Eukaryota; Metazoa; Chordata; Mammalia; Rodentia; Dipodidae
Gene: Gpatch2l
Product: G-patch domain containing 2 like
Exons: 10
Coding region: 147-1598 (483 amino acids)
Source: RefSeq, a predicted model, not a curated record